Molecule: messenger RNA, 409 nt
Organism: Physeter macrocephalus (sperm whale)
Lineage: Eukaryota; Metazoa; Chordata; Mammalia; Artiodactyla; Physeteridae
Product: hepatoma-derived growth factor-related protein 3-like
Exons: 1
Coding region: 1-390 (129 amino acids)
Source: RefSeq, a predicted model, not a curated record
AUGGCGCGUCCGCGGCCCCGCGAGUACAAGGCGGGCGACCUGGUCUUCGCCAAGGUGAAGGGCUACCCGCAGUGGCCGGCCCGGAUUGAGGAACUCCCGGAGGGAGCUGCGAAGCCUCCAGCAACUAAGUAUCCUAUCUUCUUUUUUGGCACCCAUGAAACUGCAUUUCUAGGUCCCAAAGACCUUUUCCCUUAUAAGGAAUACAAAGACAAGUUUGGGAAGUCAAACAAACGGAAAGGAUUUAAUGAAGGAUUGUGGGGGAUAGAAAAUAACCCAGGAGUAAAGUUUACUGGGUACCAGGCCAUUCAGCAACAGAGCUCUUCAGAAACCGAGGGAGAAGGCGGGAAUACUGCAGAGGCAAGCAGUGAGGAAGAAGGUGAUAGAGUGUAAGAAGAUGGAAAAGGCAAAA